Messenger RNA from Lasiosphaeria miniovina, 1199 nucleotides. RefSeq lists its product as uncharacterized. The record is from RefSeq and is a predicted model, not a curated record. Bases 280 to 894 code for a protein of 204 amino acids. Lineage: Eukaryota; Fungi; Ascomycota; Sordariomycetes; Sordariales; Lasiosphaeriaceae. The transcript has a single exon.
CUAGUGUACCCAUUGCCCUCUCGAUCGUGCGUGUAGAAACUGGCGUCAAGAUGCCGGCGGCUUUGGCAAGGCCUUGCCAGCUUAGUGCCCGGGCUUGGAAACCGUAUUGCCAGAUAAUGCUUUCUAUUGGUAGCAAAUUGGCUGGCGUAAGGACCGGCUUCCGGCCCCUGGAUUCCACCUCUGGGUGCUGCUGUUUGCGCGCGUUGUGCAGGAUCUGCUAGCCUGACUAGCGGCUUACACCAAAAGAGCUGAAAACAUCGUUCUUAUGUGUGGAAUCUUAUGGCCUUCCAGAAAGCGAAUGGCGCCAAGAACUUGUGCCUUGAUAGGCGUAGUAAAGUGCGUAUCACCAAGAGCCAUGGAAGUGGUGGAAGUGGUAGAAGUGGUGGAAGUGGUGGAAGUGGUGGAAGUGGUAGAAGUGGUGGAAGUGGUGGAAGUGGUGGAAGUGGUAGAAGUGGUGGAAGUGGUAAAAGUGGUGGAAGUGGUAGAAGUGGUGGAAGUGGUGGAAGUGGUGGAAGUGGUAAAAGUGGUGGAAGUGGUAAAAGUGGUGGAAGUGGUAAAAGUGGUGGAAGUGGUAAAAGUGGUGGAAGUGGUAAAAGUGGUGGAAGUGGUAAAAGUGGUGGAAGUGGUAAAAGUGGUGGAAGUGGUAGAAGUGGUGGAAGUGGUGGAAGUGGUAAAAGUGGUGGAAGUGGUAGAAGUGGUGGAAGUGGUAGAAGUGGUGGAAAUGGUAGAACUAGCGGUGUGGUGCGUGGUGUGAUGGAAAAGUGUAGAAUUGUUAGGGGGCUUGUUAGUGCAGUGGGUCACGUAGCAGGCUUUGGUGUGCGGAUUUUUCUGGCAACCGGUCGCCUGCAUCAAAUACUUCACUUCCGUUGCCCUGUGAAUGCGCGUGACAUAUAGCUAUAGUAGCGAUCCUCUUCCUAGUUGCUAUUGACUGCCGUCACACCUGGCCUGCGACGGAAAUGGCGCCUUUGGCCUGGGUUGGGAUUUAGUCGAACUGCCCUCGCUUGAACGCAAGACGGUGGAUGCUUUUCCCAAGUACGUUAAUGAUGAGGACAGCUUUGUUAUGCUUGCCGGGAAGGAGAUGGUUCCCGCCUCUGGUAAACGGUGAUCAGACUUCUUCCCAGAACCUAAUUUCAAACCUGGUAAUUUCGCUUCGAUGGCUAAUUGGGGCCCUCGGACAAGGCAGUAGCAGAGAAGGCGUU